UUGACCAAUCCGUGGGGUUUUAAAUACGUGCCGCACUUCCUUGUUUGUUCAACACCGAAAACACGACGUUACACUGGAAUGUCUAAAAUUUGCGUAAUAUUUUAAUCAGCCAUGUAACACGCAACAAUGCCACAGCCCAGGAUUUUGCUGGUGGUAACCGGGGAUGAUUUUGGUUAUUGUCCCAAGAGGAAUCAGGGGAUUGUCGACUGCUUCAAGGCUGGAGGCAUUUCCUCUGUGUCACUGCUGGUUAAUGCAUCUGCUGCCAAAGAUGCAGCAGAUUUGGCCAAAAGACACAGCAUCCCAAUUGGGCUCCAUGCCAACCUAUCAGAAGGUAUACCUGUGUGUCAGAGCCUCCGAGCAGCCUCUACACUCGUCGACGAGCGUGGUUUCUUCCAUGGAAAGAUGGGCUUCCGUCAGGCACUGGAACGACAUCAGCUAAGCAUGGAACAGGUGGAGCUAGAGCUGAAGGACCAGAUCAGGCUUUUCAGAGAACUGACAGGUCACCUGCCUUAUCAUAUGGAUGGACAUCAACAUGUUCAUAUAUUGCAAGAGGUACGCGAGGUGUUUGCACAGGUCCUGUCAGAUCACAGAAUUCCAUAUACUCGUGUUCCAGUGGAGCCAGGUUUACACAGCUGCCAAUGGCUGCCAGCACAUCUUAAAAGUUUCUACGCACAGGUGGAGAAAGACGCUCUUGACUCCAUCCCUGUUUUCAAGCGUUAUGGAAUAAGAUGGCCAGACGUGUACCUGGGACUGACCACAGUAGGCCGGAACAUGUCUGUCUUCAACCUUCGGCUGGCCCUCCGCCAUGCCUUCAGUAUGUCCUCCUGUGUUGCGUCAAGUCCUGAAGAACGGGUGGUCACAGCAGAACUCAUGGUACACCCAGGUUACCCCAGUCAUUCACAAAAAGGUGGCUGUGGAGAAGGACCAGAUGAGUUCUCCCAGUCAGAUGAUAGGCAACAUGAGCUCAGUGUGCUUACUGACUUGUCACUGCUUGAUAUGUACCGCAAGGAAAGAGUGCAACUCUGUGGUUUUAAAGAUUUUUGAGAAUAUGCCUUCAGUAUGCAUUUGUGAAUUUGUGAUCCACACCAGUUGAAUUUGCUGGCAAAGUUAACCUUUAACUUUUUCGUUUCAAAUUACAUUGACAGUUGUUACUCUUAAUAGUAUAUUAAACAUUUCUUACAACCUUAAAACUACAAUGUCAAUUUUUGGAAAAAUCUCUAAAUUGGUAUUACCAAUAUUAGAGAUACAAUAUGGCAAUGUUUUUGAAGUCAACAUGGCUUACCACCACUGGACUACGAAUUGAGUGUGUGUAUGUAAUAAUGCAUCUACUGUGAGCGUUUUGAGUAUAGGCUCCUAUAGAAUAGCGCAAUAUAAAUCCAUCCAUCCAUUUUCUGCACCGCUUUGUCCCCACGGGGGUCGCGGGUGUGCUGGAGCCUAUCCCAGCCGUCAUCGGGCAGUAGGCAGGGGACACCCUGAACCGGUUGCCAGCCAAUCGCAAUAUAAAUACAAUAUAUUAUUAUUGUUAUUAUUAUUAUUAUCAUUAUUAUUAUUAUUAUUAAUAAUUGUAGGCAAAGGGGCAAUUACAGAACAAACAACUUACCAACGAAAUAAAACAUCAAAGACCAGGA
Syngnathus acus (greater pipefish) is the source of this 1628-nucleotide messenger RNA. It is a transcript of the gene ydjc, whose product is annotated as YdjC chitooligosaccharide deacetylase homolog. The transcript is spliced from 6 exons. The record is from RefSeq and is a predicted model, not a curated record. Lineage: Eukaryota; Metazoa; Chordata; Actinopteri; Syngnathiformes; Syngnathidae. The coding region runs from base 127 to 1044 and encodes 305 amino acids. Gene Ontology annotation, biological process: carbohydrate metabolic process. Gene Ontology annotation, molecular function: deacetylase activity.